AUGAAUCCCUCCACGAUAAGGCUUGGAAGCAACCCAGUCGUGAUACCCGUCUCCCCCCAAAGCUACGAUAUUGCCGAGGAAUUGUCCCAUGCCUUUGAUAACUUCUUGGAAUCUCACGAAAAAGAGGGAUCUCCAGCCGAGCUGGUGUUGAGAUUCAUCAUCUUCGUGUCGCUCCAGAAGGCAACCACCUCCGAUUCUUCAUAUCCAGGAACUGGUCCGUUUCUCGAAGAUCUAUGCGACUUUUAUGAGCAAUCUAUCUUGGAGAAACAUGAUAUCCAUACUCACGCGGGUAAUGUCACCGACACUUAUCAACUCAGGUCUGAAUUGCUUCGCCUGCACUAUACCGCCUACUUGAACCCCCAAAUACCUCUUCAAUUGGAAAUGUCUUCUCUUUUCUGUGCCGCAAGCACAGGCAAUGCAAAUAUAUAUGCCAUUUUCGGUGGACAGGGUAACACUCGGGAAUACUGGCAAGAGAUACAGCAGCUUUAUCAUGCAUAUGAACCACUGUUCAAACCGUUUGUCGUUGCCCUCGACAGUCACUUAUCUAGUCUGGCCUGCCACCCAGCCGCUAGAAAGCAAUUUUCCCAGGGUUUCAGUGUUCUUAAUUGGUUGAAAAAUGCCAAAGAUAUACCUUCAUCAGAAUAUCUUUUACGCGCGCCUGUUAGCCUACCUCUCAUCGGGCUUCUUCAAUGCAUGAGUCUCCACGCACUGCUAGCGGCACUUGGGAUUUCACCACAAGAGAUUCCUUUAGUAUUCAAGCAGAUACACGGGCACUCACAGGGUAUCGUUGUAGCCGCCGCCGCAUCCUCUGCUACAUCAUGGGAAGACUGGUAUCAAUAUGCCACCCACGCCAUUACCAUUCUUUUCUGGAUCGGAGUUCGAAGUCAGCAGGCCUUUGCCGAUGCACCACCGUCCCCAAACCAAAUUUCCGAUAUUACACAGCGCGGGCAAGGAGAACCAUCUCCAAUGGUAUCUGUGUCAAAUACACAGCGACACAUUCUUACACAACAAAUCGAUCGUCUGAAUGAGGGAUUGCCCGUCAGCAAGCAUAUUGCUAUCUCCCUUGUCAACAGCGACACUGGUUUUGUGGUCAGCGGGCCACGACGAGCACUGAUAGCAUUGAGUAAUAUUAUUCAAAAGGAUAUUCCGAAAGAAAGCCAACAUAGGGUCCCAUUUUCGGAGAGGAGAGCAGUCCCCUCGCUCACCUUCCUUCCUGUUAGCCUUCCAUUCCACUCUAACAUCCUCUCAUCAGCGGUGGACGCGGCUUUGGGGGACUUGAAAGAUGUGCGAAUACUUCGGAGCCAGCUACGGAUUCCUGUCAACCAAACUGCCGGUCACUUUCCCUGGAAAGAUGGUUCUGAGACGAACAUUGUUCCCGACCUUGUGCGACUGGUCACUGUCCUUCCGGUUAACUGGAAGGAUCAUUCAUUCGAUGGUGCUACCCAUGUGGUUGACUUCGGGCCUGGAUUGGGGAGUGGUAUCGGGGCUUUAGCUCAGCGCAGCUUGCAAGGAACGGGCACACGAACAAUAUCGGCCAAUGUACUCGCCAAAAAGCAGUCCAGUUCACUCGGGUCUAGAUUUGAGUUGUUUGAUCGCCAGAACAUUUUCCGAGGAAAGGAUUGGAGCUCUUCGUUUGGGCCAGAGGUCAUACAAACGGCCGCCGGUAUGCAUAUAGCAACCCGAUUCAGUCGACUUCUUGGCCUUCCACCUUUCAUGAUUGCUGGUAUGACUCCUACCACUGCGCAUAUUCCUCUGGUAGCAAAAGCUAUGCAGGCCGGCUAUCACAUUGAACUUGCUGGUGGCGCAUAUCAUUCGCCUGCUCGGCUCACGGAAGCACUCGAGAAAUUGCGUCCCCAAAUGCCCAAAGGUCGAGCCGUCGCCUUGAACAUCAUAUACAUCAACCCGAGGGCCAUUGCCUGGCAAAUUCCCUUAAUUCGGAAAUUGGUCGCUGAAGGCUACCCCAUUGACAGUAUCACUGUUGGUGGUGGUGUUCCUUCCUUAGAUGUAGCAACACAGUACAUUACCACGCUGGGUCUUCGAUACAUAUCAUUCAAGCCGGGCUCCAUCGCUGCUAUACAGAGUGUGUUACAGAUAGCACGCGCCAAUCCAUCAUUUCCUGUUGUUCUUCAAUGGACGGGUGGACGCGGCGGCGGUCAUCAUUCGUUUGAGGACUUUCACCAACCUAUCCUUGAUACAUACGACGAAAUCCGACAUUGCAGCAAUGUUAUCCUGGUCGCGGGGAGUGGAUUUGGAUGUGUUGACGACGUUCACCCAUACUUGACUGGAACCUGGUCACAGAGCAGAGGCAAAGCAGCUGCCAUGCCAUUCGACGGUAUUCUCUUCGGGAGUCGAGUGAUGACAUGCUUGGAAGCUAAUACAGCGACCGGGUCCAAGAGUUGUAUUGCAAAUGCUGAGGGCUUGCAAGAGAACCAAUGGGAAAGCACACUAAAAGGCUCUUGUAGUGGAAUCAUAUCUAUCAAGUCAGAAAUGGGCGAGGCGAUGCAUGUCGUCGCGACAAGGGGUGCCAUAUUCUGGGCCGAAAUGGACUCGACCAUUUUCAGCUUAAGCAAGGAUAAACAGCUUCCAGUUCUACAGGCUCGCAGAAGGAAAAUAAUAGAGAGACUCAACAGAGACUUUCAAAAGGUUUGGUUUGGUUAUAAUGUACAAGCGAACAGCGCAUCUGAUAUCAUACACAUGACCUAUGCUGAGGUUUUGCAACGCAUGGCAUCGCUCAUGUUUUUCCCGGCUCCUCGAGGGUGGAUCGAUGAAAGCUAUCACACCAUAUUUCUUGAUUUCAUGUUGCGCACAGAAGAGCGGCAUGCGUCUUCGAUCAUCCCAGAACCUGCUAUAUCGGCUCUUACGCGCUCAGAUCCCGUGAAAGCUAUUCAAGACCUCGGCGAUACCCAUCCUGCGAUUUACGACAGUCUUUUGAGUACCGAAGAUGUUCAUUACUUUCUUCAAAUUUGCCGAAGGCCAAAUCAGAAGCCUGUACCCUUUGUGCCUGUACUCGAUAUGAAUUUUGAGAGCUGGUUCAAGAAAGACUCCCUUUGGCAGUCCGAAGACCUUGCAGCAGUUCAAGAUCAAGAUGCGCAACGUACCUUGAUUUUGCAAGGUCCGGUCGCAGUUCGGUCAAUCAGCAAGAUCGACGAGCCAGUCAAGGAUGUGAUGGAUGCCAUAAAUGCUGGAAACUUGUCACUUUUACUUGAUAGUGGCGAAUAUGGAGAUCCAGAGAAACUGAAAUAUGAGGAGUUUCUUGCGCCAUUUUCUGUCAUCUCGGAUGCGGAGAAAUGCCAGUCAGAGCUGCGAGCUACAGAGCCGUCGUGGAAAACAGCAUUUUUAAAUCACCCAGUGUUCUUCCAAGAUCGUGGCUUUGUUGCAAACCCGCUGUCAAACAUACUGACACCUACUCAUGCAUCAAUCCAUAAAGGAGAAGAUGUCGUUGCCUUUGGUCAGCACAACGAGAAUGGUGAAUUCCGCGAACAUGUCACCGUCGAGCGCAAUGGACAACAAAUCGCGAUGCAUCUUUGGACGGAUAUCAGUAUGAGUGAUGGGCCACUUCCACUGUCUCUGUUGUAUGAAUACCACCCCGAGGCAUCAUAUUGUCCCAUUUGGGAAACAAUUGACGACCGCACCGAACGUAUUUAUACGUUUUACGAAAACAUCUGGCUUGGUAAGACCGUUGUGGAAGAAUCGGCUGUCCACGCGUUCAUUGAAGCAACGAACUAUAUGGGUGCAUGCGAUGUUCCGCUAGACUUUGGCAUUGUCCUCGCUUGGGGUGCGAUAUCCCGUGCUCUCCUUCAGCGGCCUGUGCAAGGCGACCUGCUCACACUGGUUCAUCUUUCGAACAAGUUUGAAGUUCAAACGGCAGAGCAUCCAUUCCGAAUUGGUGAUUGUGUGACAGCAUCAGCUCAGAUUCAAAAGAUCAGUCUUGGAAAUUCUGGAAAGCUGAUAGAAAUUUCCUGCGACCUGAAGCGUCAUGAAACUCUCAUCGUUACAAUUACCUCCGAGUUUCUAAUACGGGGCUCAUUCAACAACAGCGACCGCUACAUCUUCUCCAAGUCCAAGCGGGAAUCGACCAUAGUGGCUUUCUCCUCAUUGGCGGAGCAAUCCAUUUUGAUUUCAAAGCCAUGGAUUCGCUGGGAUUAUCCAAUAAGUCCCUCGCUCGAUAAGACGGAUCUUAUAUUCCAAGUCGAAACAACCUGUCAAGAAAAAUUGCAAUCUACUCAAGGGGCUGUUUAUGUAACAUUGCAAGGCCAGCGCCAACGCCGGGUUGGUACAGUUGACUAUGCUGGUGAGGUAUCAGUGGCGAACCCUGUUCUAGAGAUGCUUGACCGUCGAGGAAAACCAUUCCACCCACGACAUCCCCUUGAGAACACCAUACCACUGCCAUGUGAAGAAUUACUGGUUCUUUCGUCUUCGAACAGCAAGUACUCCCAAGCCUCUGGGGAUUUCAACCCGAUCCACACAUCGCCGGUAUUCUCGAAUUACGUUCAGUUGCCUGGAACAAUUUCACACGGGAUGAAGACUUCCGCACAGGUCCGCUAUGCAGUUACAAAAUGGGCAGCUGAGGAUGAUGAGCGCCGUAUCUCUGUUUAUAAUGUGUCCUUUGUGGGCAUGGUACUUCCCGGAGACACACUCCGGAUUUCCCUACAACACGUGGCAAUGAAGAACGGUCUGAAAGUGGUUCAGAUCGACGUUUCGAAGCAGGAUUCGGGUGAAAAAGUCCUUUCAGGAGAAGCACACAUUCAUCAGCCCCCCACGGCCUUAUUUUUUUCGGGACAAGGAAGCCAGCAAGCGUCUAUGGGUAUGGACCUCUACGAGCGAUCAUCCAUCGCCCGGAAUCUGUGGGACCGCUGCGAUGCCUACUUUGAAAAUCAAUUCGGUUUCCAGCUUCGCAAAAUCGUUUGCGAAAACCCCACAGAGCUCGUGAUUCAGUUCGGGGGACCUCGUGGUCGUCAAUUGCGUCAAAAUUACAUGCAAAUGGUGUACGAAAUUCCGGAGGACGGCUCCAUUCAUCUGCGUCGGAUGUUUCCCGAGGUGAACGCAGAGACAACGGCAUAUCGAUUUCGUUACCCCGGUGGCCUUCUAUUCGCAACGCAGUUUGCUCAGCCGGCCUUGACUGUGAUGGAAAUGGCAUCGUUUCAAGAUGCUGCGUCCCGGCAAGUAGUUCCCCAAAAUGCAGUGUUUGCCGGUCAUUCCUUGGGAGAAUACGCCGCCUUGGCAGCUGUGACGGAUUUCGUGGCGUUGGAAAAGUUGCUCUACGUCGUGUUCUGUCGUGGACUGACCAUGCAGGCUGCCGUUGAGCGUGACGAUUUGAAUCGCUCUAGCUAUGGAAUGGUGGCCGUUGAUCCUUUUCGAGUCUCUCCUGCAUUCAAUGAUUCUGGGCUUCAGACUGCCGUUACUCUGGUCUCCAGACAUACUGGUUUUGUGGAAAUCGUGAAUUUCAACGUGUCCUCUCGUCAAUACAUUUGUGCUGGAGAUCUACGCGCUUUGGAUUGUCUUCAGCAUGUUUUGGAUGCACUUUCAACCAAAUACACCAGCGACCUAGAUGCGUUGGAGACUCUGAUUCGCCAGCAAUCUAUCGCAUACGAAGAGGUUCAAGCUUCAACCUUGCAGCUACGCCGCGGACGUGCGACCGUUCCCUUGGCUGGAAUUGAUGUUCCAUUCCACUCUUCCCAGCUCAAGCCAAUGAUUGAGCCAUUCCGCCGGAUUUUGAGCACUAUCCUAGAUCUGCGCGGGGCAAUUAAUCCUGCCCAGCUGGUCGGUCGGUACGUCCCUAAUCUGACUGGCACGCCCUUUUCCCUUGAUCCAUUCUACAUCAAGGCUAUACUUGCGAGGACGGGGUCUACGCAUCUUCGGCACAUAUUAGACCACUGGGAUUCGGAGUGGGGGUCGCGCAUUCGGCGUGAGCGCGCGUUGCUAUCGGGCAUCGGGCAGUAA
This is a messenger RNA of Penicillium waksmanii, 5940 nucleotides long. RefSeq lists its product as uncharacterized. The transcript has 3 exons. Gene Ontology annotation, molecular function: enoyl-[acyl-carrier-protein] reductase (NADH) activity; [acyl-carrier-protein] S-malonyltransferase activity; fatty acid synthase activity. The record is from RefSeq and is a predicted model, not a curated record. Bases 1 to 5940 code for a protein of 1979 amino acids. Gene Ontology annotation, biological process: long-chain fatty acid biosynthetic process. NCBI's taxonomy places the organism in Eukaryota, Fungi, Ascomycota, Eurotiomycetes, Eurotiales, Aspergillaceae. Gene Ontology annotation, cellular component: fatty acid synthase complex.